AUGAAUUUUGAAGUUCGUGAUAAUCUUGGUGACUACAAGGGAACUGUACAUCCUUACAAGAUUAAUUUCAUGUUUACUACAUGGGUGAAGCCCUCAACUGAGAUCCCAAGAAUAUCUCGGUUCAAUUUUUAUCCUUUUUCAGAGAUUUCAACGCUAUCUAAUGUCGACGACGCAUUCUUUGAUAUUAUUGGAGAAAUUGUUGCUAUGAGUCAGAUUACUCACAAAGAUUGUUUUGGACAACAGUCUAAGUUGUUGGAUAUUCAACUAAGAGAUCUAAGUGGUACUCUCAUGGACUAUACUUUAUGGGAGAAUCACGCUGAAGAUGUACAUUCUUACGUUACCAAAAAACCUGCAGGUCCUAUAAUACUACUUGGGAGUCUAAUGAGGACCACAAAAUUUAAUGGUAAGAAACUCAAUCUUAUUACUCAUUUAUAA
Camelina sativa (false flax) is the source of this 435-nucleotide messenger RNA. RefSeq lists its product as uncharacterized. The record is from RefSeq and is a predicted model, not a curated record. NCBI's taxonomy places the organism in Eukaryota, Viridiplantae, Streptophyta, Magnoliopsida, Brassicales, Brassicaceae.